AUGGGUGUCAUUGAAUUGUGCGUUGAAGUAGAUGUUGUCGGUGCUUCUGCGUUGAAUUCGGCAAAUUCACUAUUAUCAUGUGGGAAUAAUAUAGUGGGCAAUGAAUCAAAAGUUCAAAGAUUUGCAAUAAAUUUAGAUGAUGAUUCUGACGAUGAUGAUUACAUGAUAUCUAAUUCAUAUGUUGAGGACUCGUUGGAUGAGCAGGAAGAUAUCGAUGAUAUAUCUGACACAGAUGAAAAAGGUGGAAGUGGGACUGCAUUUUGGGAAUCUGCUUCUUAUUAUAGUAACAUUAAUUGGAGUCAUCCGGAUGAAGAAGACAUCCGUGGUUUCGAUAUGAGAUCAACCUUCAAUAUUGACCAAGAAUUAUUUAUACAGACCAGCAUAAUUUGGGUUCUGUUUGGUGCUGUUUUGAUUAUUAUGGCACGUUCUCCAGACAAGAUAAAGAGCAUCGAUGGCUCAAAAGAAACUCUUAAACUUAGUGUGAGGAUCAGUGAUCUAUGGUUUAUUGGCACGCCUAACAAAUCUGAGCAAGCUGAAAUGGUGUUUGUGGACUCCGAUGGUGAUGAGAUCCACGCUUACAGAGUGUGUGAUCAUCAAUUUAAAUUGGUGUUUAUUGGGGUUACUAUUGUGGCUGACCAGUUUAAACCUGGACUAUUGGUUGAUGUUAUUGGUGUUGUGGAGGAGGUUGUCUUUCGACAAGUUUCAGGAAAAGGUAGAAGGGUAGUCUUCAAACUAAAGGACUUGAGCCAGCAAUUGCUAUCUUGCAUUUUGUGGGAUGAUUAUUGCUCACAGUUUUUGAAGUUCUUAGAUGAUUAUGAAGGUGAUGGCCCAAUUACAGUUCUAUUGAGCCAUUGUAGGAUCAAGGAAGCACAGGGAUCUUAUCCUACAUCGAUCAACAAUUCUUUCAAGGCUUCAAAGUUAAUUAUUAACCAGCCCGUGAUGGAGAUUCAAGAAUUCAAUGAACGGCUUGUAGAGUUAGGCAUUGAGGCCCAGUCAGGUUUUAAAUCCCAUGGUGAAGAGAGUACACAGCUUUCAGGUUCUAUCCAAUUAUCAUCAAAAGAAUCAUUCUUUGGCAAGGCUGAGGCAAAGACUAUUGCUGACAUUAACACCAUCUCUGAAGAAAUUGUUUGUGUCAUUGUUGGCACAAUUACUAGGAUUGUUCUGGACAAUCAUUCAUGGUAUAGGCUUGAGGUGAUGAUCAACCAGGGAAAUGAAAGUACAAAAUUCCUGCUUUGGGACCGUGAAUGUAGUGAAUUAAUUGGUCAAUCAGUUGAUGCAAUUAAUAAGCUUAAAAUUGAAGAUGGUGAUGUUGAUUUGAAUGCUUCACCCCAAGCACUUGAUAAGCUGUUGGGUUAUGAACUUGCUUUCAAGAUAAAGGUGCAACCCAAGUUCAGGAAUUCUGCUGUUUUGAAGUGUUCAGCUGACUCGAGCUUAAUAAAUGUUGUGAUGGAUAUGCUAGCUGAUGCUGAGACAUCUUCAAAAAUGAAUAUUCCAGUUUCUAAUUCCAAUCAUUCUGCUCAACAUGAAUCUCAAUCCCUGUCUGUGACAACAUACCAUGAUCCACUGCUUGGACUCCCCUUGACGCCUACAAAGCGGUAG
This is a messenger RNA of Glycine soja, 1599 nucleotides long. RefSeq lists its product as uncharacterized. NCBI's taxonomy places the organism in Eukaryota, Viridiplantae, Streptophyta, Magnoliopsida, Fabales, Fabaceae. The transcript is spliced from 15 exons. The record is from RefSeq and is a predicted model, not a curated record. Bases 1 to 1599 code for a protein of 532 amino acids.